Messenger RNA from Diaporthe amygdali, 1125 nucleotides. RefSeq lists its product as uncharacterized. The coding region runs from base 1 to 1125 and encodes 374 amino acids. The transcript is spliced from 2 exons. Lineage: Eukaryota; Fungi; Ascomycota; Sordariomycetes; Diaporthales; Diaporthaceae. The record is from RefSeq and is a predicted model, not a curated record.
AUGGUUUCGAAAGUAGGAACCGUCGCUCUCGCCGGGCUCGCCGGCUUUGCUGGUCUGGCUCAGGCGGUUCCCUCUAGUCAACACCAUCCGAAAAGCUCACAAAAUUGUCCGUCUCUAAACAGCAGCACAUUCGUUAUUGACGAAUUUCAACUUUAUCCAGAGAAUGCCAAAUUUGAUUUCAACCGCUGCUUGGUCUACUUCGGGGUCCUCUUCAACGCAUCAGUCGGCGUUUUCAACCCGUAUACAAAAGAUUUUGAGGCCAUCCUCCUGCCUGGGAUAUCUGGUGACCCAGCUAAUCAUCUCGGCCCGGCUUUGCCUGACGCACAGGGUCACUUGAGCAUCCUCGUUGACGCCGGUGCCGCUUUCAACACCGCCGGACAGGACGUCUCCGGCUCCAACAUCAUCGUCAAGUACGACUUUGACCAGCGGAAGGUCAUCUGGCAGCGUAAUAUCACCGAGCUGAUCACCCAGGGGCGUUGGGGAGGCUUUCAGGACGUGGAGCAUGACAAGGACGAGAACAUCUACAUCGUGGGCACGUACCCUGGGACCUUGCUGCGUGUGGACAAGGACGGCAACAACCUCAAGCCAUGGUUCCUGCCGCCGGCGGAUGAGCUGGCAAACACCACGAUGGCCGGCUUCGGUGGCAUAGCGUCCAUUCGCGAGCAGGACGUGCUGCUUACCAACAACAAUGUCGACGGCCAGAUCUACCGCUUCGACAAUGUCAGCCAGAGCGAGACUGGCACACCGGUUCUGAUCCCCCGUACAGGACCCAACGGCACGCAGCCGUCGGCACCUAUCGGCUUCAACGACGCCAUAUUGCUGCCUGCUAAGUACAACAACACGGUCCUGCUGGUCGCGGAGGAUGCGGUGGGUAUUUGGGUUAUCAGGUCGAAGGAUGGGAGCUGGAAGAGUGCCGAGACGCUGGGCGUAGUCUCGAACAACGUCACUGAGGCCCAAGGUGGUCAGGUGCCAGCCGCCGUCCAAAUUGGGCCAGACGCCUUAUUUACUCUUGAGGAGUACUUCACGGAUCCGAUUGUAGAGAGCACCAAUGCUGGAAGCAGAAGAGCGUUCCCCAUUGUGGGCAUUACUGCUCAGGUGGACGAUUUGUUGCGCAAGUCUCCAUAA